This is a messenger RNA of Populus nigra (black poplar), 513 nucleotides long. RefSeq names its product DNA-damage-repair/toleration protein DRT111, chloroplastic-like. The coding region runs from base 1 to 513 and encodes 170 amino acids. NCBI's taxonomy places the organism in Eukaryota, Viridiplantae, Streptophyta, Magnoliopsida, Malpighiales, Salicaceae. The transcript has a single exon. Gene Ontology annotation, cellular component: precatalytic spliceosome. Gene Ontology annotation, molecular function: nucleic acid binding. Gene Ontology annotation, biological process: mRNA cis splicing, via spliceosome. The record is from RefSeq and is a predicted model, not a curated record.
AUGGUUUCUCUGUUCGUGGCGGCGACGACUGUGCUACCCAAUGAGGUGGCUCCGCAACCGGAACUGAUAGGGGUGAAUUCGGUGGUUGUUGAGGAGUAUGAUCCGGCCAGGCCGAAUGAUUAUGAAGAUUAUAGGAGGGAGAAAAAAAGGAAGGCGAUGGAAGUGGAGAGGUUGAGGGAGAUUGAGAGGAGGCAAGAGGAAGAGGAGGAGGAGAGGGAGAGGGAAAGGGAGAAGGAUAGGGACAGGGAUGUGAAUAUUUCUGGGGAGGAAGCGUGGAGAAGGCGUGCUGCCAUGAGUGGAGGUGUUUCAAGGAGUUCUUCGCCACCCAGGAAUGGGGAUGGGUUUAGUAUUGGGAUGUUAGGGAUGGUAGGGUUGGGAGUUGGUGCUGGUGGACAAAUAACUGCGGCGCAGAGGAUGAUGGCGAAGAUGGGGUGGAAGGAAGGGCAAGGAUUGGGGAAACAGGAGCAAGGGAUUAUACUAAAUAGGAGCAAGGGAAACAGGAGAUGUCGAUGA